UCUUCCUGUCAGAAUGAACAUUUCUGCUUGGGGUUUGUUGUUGUUUUUAUCUGGAUGUUUCAUGCGCACAGAAAGUUUGAACACCACGUCGGACAGACUGUACAAAGACCUCCUAUCUCCAGACUACAAUAAAUACAUACAGCCUCUGUAUAAUGAGACUGCCGAGACAGACGUGGGCGUGUCCAUCGAUCUGAGCCAGAUCAAGGAAGUGAGUGAACAGAAACAAAGUAUCACCACUUCAGUCUGGAUCUCAGCCGUCUGGAGCGACUACCGCCUACAGUGGGACCCUCUGUUAUAUGAUAACGUAACCAAAGUCUUCCUGCCUCAGGCCAUGCUGUGGAAACCGGAUAUGUACCUGGAAAACAGUUUUGACGGUAGUGGGUGGAUAUUUGAUUACAAGGACAUGGCGAACUCUUUCGCAGCCUUAGAACACAGCGGAGCAGUCAUUGCUAUACAGUUUCAGCACGUGACCACCUUCUGCGACCUCAACGUUCAAAGGUUGAAAAAAUUGUCGUCGAUUAAGUGGCGUGCCUUUUAUGAUGACAAUACCAAUUAG
Molecule: messenger RNA, 556 nt
Organism: Lingula anatina
Lineage: Eukaryota; Metazoa; Brachiopoda; Lingulata; Lingulida; Lingulidae
Product: acetylcholine receptor subunit beta-like 2
Biological process (GO): monoatomic ion transmembrane transport
Cellular component (GO): membrane
Molecular function (GO): transmembrane signaling receptor activity; extracellular ligand-gated monoatomic ion channel activity
Source: RefSeq, a predicted model, not a curated record